UAUAAGAAAAGAGAGAGAAGAAGAGGGAAAUCGGCUAAGGGAGAGAGGAAACUUUUUUGAUAAGUCAAGAAAAAAGAGAGUAUAAAUAUAAAGUGUUUGGUUUCAGAGAGAGAAAGAAAGAUUAUUUUUUUUUUUUGUUUUUAAAAUUGUUCAUCGCCUUUUUCUUCUCAGCGUGUGUCUGCAUAAUUAGGGUUUGUUUUCGUUUUGGAUCUUCAUUCUUUGGACAUCGAAUUUCAGGGUUUUCUCAUUCUCAGGUUGGACAAAUUUCAUAUUGGAAAUAAUUUUGUUAAUUUUGAGGGGCUUUGAAGUGAAUUCUUGGAUUUUGACUAAAAGGGGUGCUGUUAAAAAUUUUGGAAACUUGGUGGUUGUGAAUUGUGAUGACUACACGAACAUCAUGGGCAGAUUUGGCUGCGAAUUCUGCAGCCGAGAAUGUAGGUGUUGGUUCUUCCUCUGCUAGCAAUGGAGCUGUUGGUACCACCUCAGCUGCUGGCCGACCUGUUUAUGUUCCUCCACAUCUCCGUAAUAGGCCAUCUUCUUCAGACCCGCCUGCUCCUACUUCCACUGGUGCUGCAUCAAGUAAUGACCGACCUGGAUAUGGCGGAUCCCGUUGGGCUGCUCCUAGGACUGAUUAUUACAACCGAUCAGGGUACAGUGGUGGUGGUGGUGGUGGUGGUGGUCGACCUGGUGGAUGGGGUGGCAGAAGUGGUGGUUGGGAUCGUGGGAGAGACAGGGAAGUUAAUCCAUUUGGAAAUGAUGAUGAUACAGAGCAGGUGUUUAGUGAGCAAGAGAAUACUGGGAUUAACUUUGAUGCUUAUGAAGACAUUCCUGUUGAGACUAGUGGUGAUAACGUGCCACCACCUGUCAAUACUUUUGCAGAGAUUGACUUGGGUGAAGCACUUAACCUAAACAUUCGUAGGUGCAAGUAUGUGAAGCCGACACCUGUUCAAAGGCAUGCCAUCCCCAUUUCACUUGCUGGGCGGGAUUUGAUGGCAUGUGCACAGACUGGUUCUGGAAAGACAGCUGCCUUUUGUUUUCCAAUUAUCAGUGGAAUUAUGAGAGGCCAGGUUCCACAAAGACCCUUACGUGGGGCGCGUACUGUAUACCCACUAGCUCUUAUUCUCUCUCCUACCAGGGAGCUCUCAAUGCAAAUACAUGAGGAAGCCAAGAAGUUCUCUUAUCAAACAGGUGUUAAGGUGGUUGUUGCUUAUGGGGGUGCCCCUAUUAACCAACAGCUGAGGGAGCUGGAGAGAGGUGUUGAUAUUCUCGUGGCAACUCCUGGAAGAUUGGUAGACUUGCUAGAGAGGGCUAGAGUUUCUCUACAGAUGAUCAGGUACUUAGCCCUUGAUGAAGCAGACAGAAUGCUGGACAUGGGUUUUGAGCCUCAAAUAAGAAAAAUUGUGGAACAAAUGGACAUGCCCCCUCCUGGUGUUAGACAAACAAUGCUAUUCAGUGCCACCUUUCCAAAAGAGAUACAGAGACUGGCCUGUGAUUUUCUUGCAAAUUAUGUUUUCUUGGCGGUGGGACGAGUUGGAUCAAGUACUGAUUUGAUUGUCCAGAGAGUAGAAUUUGUUCAUGAGUCAGACAAAAGAAGUCACCUUAUGGAUCUUCUUCAUGCGCAGAGGGCAAAUGGUGUCCAGGGAAAGCAAGCUCUUACAUUAGUUUUUGUUGAGACAAAAAAGGGAGCUGAUUCACUGGAACAUUGGUUGUGCAUGAAUGGUUUUCCUGCAACUACCAUUCAUGGUGAUAGAUCCCAGCAGGAAAGAGAACAAGCAUUACGGUCAUUUAAAAGUGGUGCUACCCCAAUCUUGGUAGCAACUGAUGUGGCAGCCCGUGGUCUUGAUAUUCCUCAUGUUGCACAUGUGGUGAACUUUGACCUUCCAAAUGAUAUUGAUGACUACGUUCAUCGAAUUGGACGGACAGGGCGUGCAGGCAAAACUGGUUUAGCCACAGCCUUCUUCAAUGAUAACAAUGCUUCUUUGGCAAGGCCAUUAGCAGAUCUAAUGCAAGAAGCAAAUCAAGAGGUGCCUGCUUGGCUGACCCGAUAUGCUGCUCGUUCGUUUGGGGGGCGGAACCGACGUCCUGGGGGAGGCCGCUUUGGUGGGCGUGACUUUCGAAGGGACUCAUCUUUCAACAGGGGUAAUUUAGACUACUAUGGUGGGGGCAACAGUGCUGGUGGGUAUGCUGCUUCUGGCGGGUAUGGUGGUGGCAGCGGCUACGGUCCAGGUGUUACCAGUGCAUGGGAUUGAAUACUCACAUUUUUUAAGUACUUUUGAGUGUCUAAUAGUAUUAGAGCUUCCCCUUUCUUUCAUAGGAACUACUUUUUUUUUGGUCUACAUUAUCAUUUGCUAGCAAUCUUAGUGAUUGUCAUUUUAUACUUUAGUAGGAGGUUAUUAUCACUAUUACAAGGGAGGGGGAUGUAAGUUUGGUGUCGAUGUGGAAGGAGUAGAAGCUGCGUGUAUCAUGUUAGUAGGUGUUGGUGAAGGAAUUCUAACCAAAUAGGGAUUACUUCUUACUCCUCUUUUGCUGUCAUAUUUUGAUCAUUUUCUGUUAAUUUUGUUGGGUAAUGGGUUGCAGAAUAUGUAGUGGGAGAGAGAGGGUUUCAUUUUGGCAACAUCCUUUUCGAUCUCAUAGACAUGUUCUUUCCAACCCUCUUGUUUGUGGGGAUGAAUUGUUGAGAGGCUGUCUUUACCGUUUACAAAUGAAUAUUCCCUUUUGAAAGGAGUUUGAAUGAACGACUUAUGUAAUAUUUUGGUGGUAACUGGAAUAAGUAGCAAGCUUUGUUGGAAAUG
Messenger RNA from Theobroma cacao (cacao), 2789 nucleotides. RefSeq names its product DEAD-box ATP-dependent RNA helicase 37-like. The record is from RefSeq and is a predicted model, not a curated record. Lineage: Eukaryota; Viridiplantae; Streptophyta; Magnoliopsida; Malvales; Malvaceae. Gene Ontology annotation, molecular function: ATP binding; RNA helicase activity; nucleic acid binding.